This is a messenger RNA of Indicator indicator, 961 nucleotides long. RefSeq names its product thioredoxin related transmembrane protein 2 (gene TMX2). The coding region runs from base 1 to 912 and encodes 303 amino acids. The transcript is spliced from 8 exons. Gene Ontology annotation, cellular component: membrane-bounded organelle. Gene Ontology annotation, biological process: brain development. Gene Ontology annotation, molecular function: disulfide oxidoreductase activity. Lineage: Eukaryota; Metazoa; Chordata; Aves; Piciformes; Indicatoridae. The record is from RefSeq and is a predicted model, not a curated record.
AUGGCGGUACUGGCACCGGUCCUGGCGCUGCUGUACUCCGUGCCGGGGUUGUGCCGCUGGCUGGCGCGGCCCUACUACCCUCUCUCCGCCCUGCUCGCCACCGCCUUUCUGCUCGUCCGCAAGGUCCCGCCGCUUUGCCAAGGGCUGCCGUCGCAGCGGGAAGACGGCAAUCCCUGCGACUUCGACUGGCGGGAGGUGGAGAUCCUCAUGUUUCUCAGCGCCAUUGUGAUGAUGAAGAACCGACGCUCCAUCACUGUGGAGCAGCACAUUGGGAACAUCUUCAUGUUCAGCAAAGUGGCAAAUGCCAUCCUCUUCUUCCGCCUCGACAUCCGCAUGGGCCUGCUCUACCUCAUACUCUGCAUAGUGUUCCUGAUGACCUGCAAGCCCCCUCUCUACAUGGGCCCAGAGUACAUCAAGUAUUUCAGUGACAAGACCAUAGAUGAGGAGCUGGACCGGGACAAGCGGGUGACCUGGAUUGUCGAGUUCUUCGCCAACUGGUCCAGCGAGUGCCAGUCUUUCGCCCCCAUCUUUGCCGACCUCUCUCUCAAGUAUAACUGCCCAGGGCUGCACUUUGGGAAAGUGGAUGUCGGCCGCUACACGGAUGUCAGCACCAGGUCUGAAAGCAGGCCCCACAGGUACAAAGUCAGCACCUCACCCCUCACCAAGCAGCUGCCCACCCUUAUCCUGUUCCAGGGUGGGACAGAGACCAUGCGCCGGCCACAGAUCGACAAGAAGGGCCGGGCCGUGUCCUGGACUUUCUCUGAGGAGAACGUCAUUCGGGAGUUCAACCUCAACGAGCUCUACCAGAAGGCCAAGAAGCAGUCGAAGCCACGGGAGGAGGGACCUGAGGAGUCCACUGGGGCACGGCCAGCAACCGGGCACCCCGAGGGGGAGACCAAGAAGGACAAGUAGAAGCUGUCCUGUGCUGUCACGCAUCAUCAUGUCGCCGUCAUCCUGGUGG